AUGAAGUUCAACGCCGCUUCGAGUGUCGCUGGAGCCAUACUUCUCAACAUAGCAGGCUCCCUCUGCCAGUUAGAUGUGUGUGGUCGAGCGCCCCUCAACAAUAAGAUUGUUGGAGGGGAGAACGCAAAAGCAGGGGCUUGGCCAUGGCAAGUCAGCAUUCAAAAACUCAGCGGUAGUCAUUUCUGUGGCGGGAGUCUAAUCAAUAAAGACUGGGUUUUGUCUGCAGCUCACUGCUUCAACCAAGUCACUGCAUCUAGCAUUGUGAUGUAUUUCGGACGUCACAGCCAAUUGGGCUUAAACCCUAAUGAGACAUCCAGGAGAGCGAGUCAAAUCAUCACUCAUCCAAAAUAUAACUUGAUUAGGCAUGACAGUGACAUAGCACUGGUCCAGCUCUCCUCUUCUGUGACUUUCUCUGAUUACAUCAGGCCAGUUUGUCUGGCGGCGGCUGGUAGUGUAUUUGGUGGAGGUACGGAGAGCUGGAUCACUGGAUGGGGAGUUCUAAAGUCUGGAGCAGGCGAAGUUUCUGAUAUACUGCAGGAGGUGCAGGUUCCAGUUGUGAGCAACAAUGACUGUUAUAAUGCUUUUGCAGCGAUCACAACCAUCACAAGCAAUAUGAUUUGUACUGGAUUGAUAAACGUGGGAGGUAAACAUUCAUGUCAGGGAGACUCUGGAGGUCCAGUGGCCAGUAGGAACAGUUCCCUGUGGAUUCAGUCCGGCAUUGUGAGUUUUGGAGCCAAUCCCUGUGAUGACCCCAAAUAUCCCAGUGUGUUCGCCAGAGUUUCUCAGUUCCAGGACUGGAUCACCACUAACAUAGGCAGCAACCCACCUGGAUUUGUCAAAUACCACAACAAUGGAUUCAGAAGUUUGCUCAACCUCCUUUUACUUUCAAUGUCUCUCACAUUCUCCAUCGUUCCUUUCACCUUCUUCCUAAAGAUUGUUUGA
Messenger RNA from Sinocyclocheilus grahami, 942 nucleotides. RefSeq names its product trypsin-like. The transcript has 6 exons. Lineage: Eukaryota; Metazoa; Chordata; Actinopteri; Cypriniformes; Cyprinidae. The coding region runs from base 1 to 942 and encodes 313 amino acids. Gene Ontology annotation, molecular function: serine-type endopeptidase activity. The record is from RefSeq and is a predicted model, not a curated record. Gene Ontology annotation, biological process: proteolysis.